AUCAUAGUUAUCUUGCUAUACAUACAUCACUAAACUUUCAAAUACAAAGUCAAUUAAGCCAUGUUUGUACAACUCCCACACAUCAUCUAUUUCACAUGUUUAUACCAUACACCUACGUGUCCUCAUCUCUUCAAUGCAAAACAAUGUUCAUCCAAAAAAACGUAUUUUAUUUUAUACACAAAGUACAAGCUGUCUAUACACAUCAUCUGAUUCACUCUAGUUCAUUAAGAACAAAUGUGGUCACCCACCACUCACAUGUCCUCUAUUAACAAAAGCUGCCAUGUGCAUCUACAAAUGAAAGAGUGAAGACGAAACCUAAUACUCCAAAAAAUGAAAGAACAACAGGAAAUUGCAACAGAUGCAUCUACUUCCUUGAAUACUUAUAUACUCCAAAAAUCAAACACUAAUCAAAUCACAACCUUGUACACCGAAGAUGGAAUUUCAAGAAAUCGCAGGUUGUGAUGGAUUUUCAAGAGUGAAGAUGAAACCUAAUCGAGCAUGUGAGGGAAUCGGCAGGAGGUAUGGAAUCAACUGGAAGUGAGGCGGGAUGUGGAGUGGCCGCGGUCUGGUGUGGCAGGAGGUGGAAUCGCCGUCAGGAGACGCUGCCGGAGAGGGCACACAAUCGAUUGACUAUGAGCGAGCAAAAAACAAAGAAGGCUAAGAAGGCUGAUGAGGCUAUGAUUCCAUCUUUAGGUACUCUUGAAAUGCUCAAGACUUAUAGCUCCCUGAAUACGGUUUCAAUUGAGACAAUACUUAAAAAAUUCGACAGGGUUUCAAAUAAGAAAUUGUCGAGAGCGUACUUAGAAGUAGUCCAAAUGUCGCAUUUCGUGUGUGUGGAUAAGGUUGACGAUUUAAAGGAAUACAUAGAGACCUUUCAUACAACUUACUUUGCCAAUAACAUUAAGGAAGUAGCUAUGAAAAAGUUAAGCCCAUGCAAGAAAGAAAACUUGUGCACCGACACCUUCUUUGAUGCGUGUUUUUUAUUAGCAAGCAUCGGAUUUUUUUUGAUCUUAUACUGGGAUUCUUUUGCCUGGUUAACAAACAGGCUUUUCACCAUUGAAAAAUUGGCGAAAAUAUUUUUGUGUCUGUUGUACAAGGUUGAAAUUUUGGACACAAUUAUACUAGUAAGCAGCAUAUAUAAGAAGCCAGAUACAAACACUCCGGAACAUGGCCUCAGCUAUACGAGCGUUGUAUAUGGAAUCAGUAGUUUUCCAUACGUCUUAAGUGUGAUGCAGUGCGUGCAGAAAUAUAGAGAUGAUGGUGACAAGAAACAUCUCUAUAACAUCGCAAAACAUGUGUUCACCUUGUUGGCAGUAAUAUCCCGGAUCCGUGCAGGAAGUAUAUUGACGAGUUUUUGGAUUUUCAAGGUUGUUGGAUUUUCUAUUUUAGCCACUAUGGCUAGCGUAUAUUGGGACUUGUAUCAUGACUGGGGACUACUCAAUUUCAAACCCAACAACAAAGGUUUAAGAGAUUCACUUAUGCACAAGCGAAAAUAUAUAUAUUACACAACAAUGGCACUCAAUAUUCUUUUGAGAGUUAAUUGGGCAUAUAAUCUAAUUGAUUGGACUUUUAAAGUGCAAUGA
Molecule: messenger RNA, 1583 nt
Organism: Lactuca virosa
Lineage: Eukaryota; Viridiplantae; Streptophyta; Magnoliopsida; Asterales; Asteraceae
Source: the annotation of a GenBank genome assembly